Molecule: messenger RNA, 2925 nt
Organism: Coniophora puteana RWD-64-598 SS2
Lineage: Eukaryota; Fungi; Basidiomycota; Agaricomycetes; Boletales; Coniophoraceae
Exons: 15
Coding region: 13-2799 (928 amino acids)
Source: RefSeq, a predicted model, not a curated record
UGCUUCAAGAGCAUGUCAACACGUAUAUCUGCGACAUCGAACGCCCUGAAGUCUUUUCUCGCUCAUCUUGUGUCUCGCCGCGCCUCAGCCCGGAUCCUUUCUACCUUUUUAUGUGCUCUCAUUGUCAUCCUUCGUUCCUUCUCCCGCUUCGGAGGCUCGUAUGCAUUCCUUGUUCUCAGCCUCAAGGAGCUUGUAUUUUCCGUCCAAGAGGAUCUCGCUCAACAAGUCGAAAUCACUGUUCUUAAUAUCCCUGGUGCUUUCUUAGGCAUUGGUCUUUCUACUCUCGCUCGAUUUCUGGCUACGCUGUAUGAACCUGGUUCACUUCCUUCCAGGCUUAUUCCGGCCGCCUUCUUGAUAGCAAUCAGCUUUUUCGCUGGUUGGGCGAAAAGUCGACUGCCAAGGCUACACUUGUCAGCUCGGAUUUCAUGUUUUGUUUCGAUAUGGAUGUUGGCUACAACUGAGCCCUAUUCCUACGAGGAUGUCUGGCCAUUGACCAGAGAUUUCCUAUGGAUCACCAUUUCUGCCGCUGUCAUUUGUCUCUUCUCCAGCGUGAUACUCCUUCACUGGACAUCUACUCACCUUAUUGAAGAAAUUUCCUCAGCCAUUAACGACUUGCGGCGGUGUUUACUCCUGAGCAUGGAAGGCUCGUCUCUGACGGCAAUCAGCGACCUGCAGGCUAUGCACGCAAAGCUUGUUCGGAAGUCUAUCAAGUUAAGUGAGGCAUACGCGCAUGCUGCAUUUGAACUUCGCAUUGGCCGCGUCGGUGUCAAGUCUCUGAAACCUCUCAUUGGCAUCGUGGAACACCUUCGACGUGAAUUGUCUUGGGGCAUGCGCGAGCCUUAUGCCGGCACAGCCGAUGUAACCGAGCGAGAGGACUCAUUGGUCUCCUUCGACGAAUCUGUGUUCCGCCUGACUGACAAUAUACUCAAGGCGCUGACUGCCGUAGAACGUCUUAUCACCGUCGCAUACGCCAAUUCAACUCUCUAUCGCAAGAAUGUUCGUAUAGAAAAGGAUUCCGUUGUCACAGCUUCUAUUAACCUAAACAUUGCAUGGACGAACACCCAAGACGAAGUUAGGAAGCUGAAUCUUGCCACACUCACAGAGUCGCGGUCAGUUGACACAAAGAGCAGCGCUGAUGCAGUUCGUGCCCACUCCCUUUAUGUUGCAUCACUGCUCCAGAUAGCGUACGAUACGAGUCAUUUGCUUGAAGCUACUCAAAAGAUCGGAGCCAAUCAUGAGGCAUCCCGAAUCAGAGUGUGGCUUCCACGAGUAUCGUCUCAGUGGUUUGGUAUUGCACCAAGGACGUUCAUCAUGGAUGAAUACGGUGCCAACAUCGCUCAAGAGGUCACGGAGGCUGAAACAAGUUUAUCUGCACGAGAGAUUCACCAUGGAAUGGCCCCAUACCGUGCAGGAGCGCAAGAGACACAAGAGAAACGACACUUGGGUGGCAUGAAGCCUGGGGGAAACCCAGAGGCCAAAGGCAUGAGGCGUUACUCCCCAAGCUCAUUCUUGUGUCGCGUGCGACAUGUUUGGAACCACCCUCACAUGCUCGUAUUAAGACUGCGUGCAUCAAGAGCUUUCCGGAGUCUACAGCACUCCAGUCAUCUUCGCCAUGCACUCAAAAACGCAGUUGGCGUAGCUCUCCUAGGCUUAGCUGCCUUUCUUCCUCCAACGUCGGCUGGAUAUACGUGGUUCAAGGAAGUCCAUGGGCAAUGGAUGAUCAUCAGUUUUGUUUGGGUUCUGGAGACCAAUACGGGUGCUACCUGGAGGGUGGGAUACCUGCGCCUUUCGGGAACGAUCCUUGGAGCCGCCUACGCCUACGUGACAUGGCUCAUUUGCCAUAAAAACCCAUACGGAGUUGUUAUUAUGAUCACUCUCUUCGAUAUACCGAUCAGCUGGAUAAUCAUCAGGAGUUCCAUCCCAUCUCUUGGAGUAGUUGCGUCUGUGACGCUGCCUCCAGUUGUUCUCUCUCAAUAUAUAGCCACUAGCCUGACGACCUCAACAAUAGACUUGGCAUUUUACAGAGGGCUCGCUAUAUCCAUUGGUAUCAUUGCUGCGCUUUCUAUGAACAGUCUCGUAUUUCCUCGUCAUUGUCGAGUGCUCUUUCUCCAACAAAGUAGUCGUACGCUCGGUUUAUUAAGUCAACUAUACCACCUCUUGAGUCGAGAUACGUUACACCGGAGUCGCGUCUUCGGACCUAAUGACAAGAAGAAGGUCCUCAAACUAGAACUACAGAUCCGAAAUGCUCUCCACCGUUCAGGUGCCCUCAUUACCACCAUGCAUGACGAGCUCAGUCUAGUCCCAAAACCCAUGCGGCACUACAGACGGCUGAUAGAUAAAUUACAAAAGGUGCUUGAUCUCAUGACCGGUCUGCGCAAGGUCAGAGAAAACAUCCCUCGCCAGGUGACGAUCACAGCUGUAUUCAAGGAACGUCGUGAAUUCGUUUCACGGAUAUGUAUAGCACUGUUUGCCUGUGAACACGUUUUCAGAACGCGACAGCCGCUUCCUCAGUACUUACCAUCCGCGCGUCAAGCGUUGGAGAUAGUUGCUAAUUGCAUCGAAGCGCAAUUGCAGCGUGCAGUCGAAGAAGAUAGUCAGCUCCGAGGACUUCCUAUGAUUUACUCAAUUGCAGAAAGAGAGGUGAUGAUGGACCUCGUCGACACCGUGGAAGAUGUCUCGGAGCUGUGCAGGGAGCUGUUUGGAACGUCGGUGUGGCUGACGGAGACAUGGGGGCAAGGCUUAGUGGAGAAUGGGUUGGUUUCACCAGGUGAAGGAUGGCAUGGGACUUUGGGUAGAUGAGCAGUUUGCUUCACCAACACUACACAGGGGACGGAUCAGCUAUUACAGUAAUGCGCUACUUAGGAUAUUGCUCAAGUCGCGGCCGCUGUAGUGUACGCGUUAUUUGUUUGGAACAAACAACGUAAC